Molecule: messenger RNA, 1437 nt
Organism: Octodon degus (degu)
Lineage: Eukaryota; Metazoa; Chordata; Mammalia; Rodentia; Octodontidae
Gene: Tnfaip8l3
Product: TNF alpha induced protein 8 like 3
Exons: 2
Biological process (GO): regulation of apoptotic process
Cellular component (GO): cytoplasm
Source: RefSeq, a predicted model, not a curated record
GCGCCGCGGGUACGGGAGCUCGGUCCUGAUGUGUUUAGCUCAAAGAGCCUUGCCCUGCAAGCUCAGAAAAAGAUCCUGAGCAAAAUAGCCAGCAAAACUGUGGCCAACAUGCUGAUCGAUGACACCAGCAGUGAAAUCUUCGAUGAGCUGUACAAAGUCACCAAAGAAUACACCCACAACAAGAAAGAGGCCCACAAGAUCAUGAAGGACUUAAUCAAGGUGGCCAUCAAAAUUGGGAUCCUCUACCGAAACAACCAGUUCAACCAGGAAGAGGUUGCCAUGGUGGAGAAGUUCCGGAAGAAGCUGAACCAGACCGCUAUGACCAUAGUGAGCUUCUACGAGGUGGAGUACACCUUCGACAGGAACGUGCUCUCCACGCUGCUGCACGAGUGCCAGGACCUGGUGCACGGACUGGUGCGGCGGCACCUCACGCCUCGGACCCACGGGCGCAUCAACCACGUCUUCAACCACUUUGCUGAUGUGGAGUUCCUCUCCACUCUCUACCGCCUGGACGGAGACUGUAGGCCCAGCCUCAAGAGGAUUUGUGAAGGCAUCAACAAAUUGCUGGAUGAGAAGGUACUCUGAAUGGCGCCUCCCCCUGAACUUAAGGUCCCAUCGUCCAGCCUGAUCCAAGUGCAAAUCAAGACCACAAGCAGAAACCCUUGUUGUCGAUGUCUGUGUUCUGUCCUACUCAUCCCUCUGAUGUCAAUGCUGAGCUGAGCUCAGGGGCAUCCACCCCACUCCCAUGGAGGUCUGGGCGUGCAAUCACCUGCGCCCAAAAACUCCUUCAAAGCAGAGAGGCUGCUUUACUCCUCAAGGUCAACUUAGGGCAUCUCAGAGAGAAGGAGCCCCAGAUUAGGAGAGUGAUCAGCUCCUGGGAGCCUCAGUCCCAUCUCUGUCCUCCAUCCUGGCCCCACCACACCCACCCGCCUACCACCCAGGGCUGUUGUGAGGAUGGAAGGAGGUGAUGUGUGUCCCCUGCUUCGAAAGCUCACCUGGGAGCUCUUGAUGUCCUCUGCGUGGAGAGGGGUCAACCUAGAUCUCGACCAUGAGCAGCAUGGAAGGAAAGAGUCACAGAAUGACCAGGGAAGGCUUGCGAUCUCUCUUCAAAGUGAGAGGAAAUCAAAGGUGUAAAGUACACUUGCAAACUGAAGCAUGUUGUUCAAGAGCUGUGUUUGGGUCUCAGAGUGCAGGCAUAAGAUGGCAUGCAGGGAAUCUGUCCAUGGGGUGGGAACAGGGUUUCCUGGCCAUCCAGCACCCCCACACUACGCACCAACCGGGCCAGCCAGGCCAGACUCCUCCUGCCCAGUGGUCACCCACGUGGCCCGGGAGGCUUCCAUCCCAGAACAUAGGGACAGUCAGGCAGAUGAGUCCCCAUUUGUCUUUCUUGGCCUUUCACAGUUGUUCUGUGCUGUCUUCUCUGGUCUGAUAAUAAAA